AUGGCCACCCAUGACCCAGAGUACAUCUUCGUACUCGAUCAAGGAUCAAGGAAGUCACCUCCAGUGAUAGAUAAGCCUCACAAGGCCUUGGUCAUCGACCACCAUCACGCCCUCGAGGACGAUUUCCCACAGGGCUCUCAGCAUGUUACUGCCUGUAACAGCCCGCCAGUCGCGACCAGCUCGUUGCUGACCUACAUUAUCUGUCGAGACCUGCACGAAGAUGUGCAAAAGGAGUGCGACUGGCUCUGCAUCAUGGGAACACACGGCGACCUCGGAAACACCCUGAAGUGGGAGCCACCAUUCCCCGACAUGAAGGGCGCGUUCAAGCAGUACACCAAGAAAGCCAUCAACGAGGCCGUCUCGCUCGUCAACGCCCCUCGGCGCACGGCGGCGUUCGGCGUGCCCGCGGCGUGGGCUGCCCUGACCGCAGCCCAGUCGCCGUCAGACCUGCUCAGGAACAGGGAGCUGCUCGCAGCCCGCGCCGAGGUCAACGCCGAGGUCGAGCGGUGCACGCACACGGCGCCCAAGUUCAGCUCGGACGCCAAGGUCGCCGUGUUCAGGAUCAGCUCCAAGGCGCAGAUCCACCCGGUGAUCGCGACGAGGUGGGCCGGCCACCUGCAGUCGAACAAGCUGGAGGUGGUCAUGUGUGCGAACGAGGGGUACCUGCCGGGCAUGGUCAACUUCUCGUGUCGGAUCCCACGGACGGCCAGGGCGAGGGAUCCGCCCGUGAAUAUCAUUGAGGUGCUGAAGGGGAUCGCGGCCAGGGCGACGGAUGAGACGCUACGGGAGAGGAUGGGCGAGUCUUUUGCGAGGGGGCACAAAGAAGCUAGCGGUGGCAUUGUCCCGGCGAAGGAGUUUGAGGAGUUAAUGGAGAUCAUGGAGGUCGGGAAGAAGAAGCCUGAAGGGGGAACGCCGAAGAAAGCGGGAGAUGCUAAGCCGGGGAAUACCAUUACGAAUUACUUUGGGAAGAAGACAUAG
Messenger RNA from Diaporthe citri, 978 nucleotides. RefSeq lists its product as uncharacterized. The transcript has a single exon. Bases 1 to 978 code for a protein of 325 amino acids. The record is from RefSeq and is a predicted model, not a curated record. Lineage: Eukaryota; Fungi; Ascomycota; Sordariomycetes; Diaporthales; Diaporthaceae.